Messenger RNA from Mytilinidion resinicola, 2349 nucleotides. RefSeq lists its product as uncharacterized. Lineage: Eukaryota; Fungi; Ascomycota; Dothideomycetes; Mytilinidiales; Mytilinidiaceae. Gene Ontology annotation, biological process: DNA-templated transcription. Gene Ontology annotation, molecular function: zinc ion binding; DNA binding. The transcript is spliced from 2 exons. The coding region runs from base 1 to 2283 and encodes 760 amino acids. The record is from RefSeq and is a predicted model, not a curated record.
AUGCGUCUACUAAGACUCGAUAGACGACGAGGCUCUAAAUGCAUUAGUCAGGAGGUCCCCGAGGACCUCUUGCUCUCCUACCUGACGGAUCAUGGGGUUUUGAGGAAUGGGGCUUCUACUUCCGACGGAAGAACGCCCACGACGCCCAGUAUAGAGUGUAGAACACCCACGACAGUCGGUAGCGGAGAGGGUAGGACUGACCAGGGCAUUAUCACUCCCGCGUCAACGAACUCUGAGCCUCUACGGUUCCUAGCCUUCUACAAAUAUUCCAAGGUGCGUCUUUCUUCUUCUUGGACUGAAUGGUACAAACCAAGUGCUCUGCGGCGUCCUGCCGAUGUGCCACCAGGUAAAUAUGAGAAGCUGUCUCGGCUGUUGCAUGAAUCGUUGCCUUCCCGGGAAGAUAUGGAGAUGAUAUUCAAGGCUAGCCGUCAGCAUUGUGCCCUUGCCUACGAAGUAUUGACUAUGCCAUACACUACACUCGAUCAGAAUGGCUUAAGACCGCCCGAGAGCUUGCUAGACUUCCCUGGACCCAACGUACACCCCGUUUUGAUAUCGAGGCAUAUGCUCCAACUCGCCAUCUUCUUACAGCAUAUUCCUCCCGGCCUUCACGAGGAGAUAACAGGCCUGUCGGAAUCGCCACGAGCCAUCAUGGAACGACUAGUAGAUCUCGCUAUCAGCCUCGUCACGUCCAACGACGAACUUCUUGGCAGCAUCGAAGGCCUGGAGUGCGUCAUGAUCGAGACGAUGUAUCAAGUGAACGUCGGGAAUCUCCGCCGAAGCUGGGUAGCGAGUCGGCGAGCGAUGAGCAUUGCACAGCUGAUGGGCCUCAACCGCUCGGAAAAUCGGGCCCAAUUCAAGGUGCUUGACCCCAAGACGGAAUACCACCCGCAAAUCAUGUGGUUCCGAGUCCUUUUUAUAGACCGCCAGCUCUGUCUCAUGCUAGGCCUCCCCCAAGGCUCCUUGGACCGCAGCAUAGCCUCCGACGCUCAGCUCGCAAACGAAACCCCCAUGGGCCGCCUCGAACGCAUCCACUGCGUCCUCGCCUCCCGAAUCCUCGAGCGCAACGAAUCCAACCCCAGCUCCCAAGACCUCGCCGUGACACGAACUCUCGACCUAGAGCUCCAGCGCGCCGCCCGCGGCCUCCCGAGCAAAUGGUGGCUCUCCCCAAACCUCGAAGCCGCCUCCACCACCCCGCAAGCCCUCUUCUGGGACACCCUGCGCCUCUUCGCGCAAGUCCUACACUACAACCUUCUCAACCAACUCCACCUCCCCUACAUGCUGCGCGCCUCCUCCUCCUCCUCCUCCUCCUCUUCCUCCUCCCCCACCUCCUCGCCCGCCGCGGCGCCCGACCGCCAGUACGAGUACUCGCGCCUGACGUGCGUCAACGCCUCGCGCGAGGUGCUGUCGCGCUUCAUCACGCUGCGCCGCGUCAACCGCAUCGCCUUCAGCUGCCGCAUCAUCGACUUCCUCGCGCUCAUGGCCGCCCUCACUUUACUGCUCGCGCACCUCGACAGCCGCCGCGCCGCCGCCGCGCCCGCCGCCGAGAACCUGCUCGCGCACCAGUAUCUGAGUGAUCGCGCGAUGAUCGAGCAGGCGCAGGAGAAUAUGAGGGAGCUGAAUCGCGUUAAUGCGGAUGCGCUGAGUGCGCAGAGCGCGGACUUGCUGGGGCGGUUGCUGGCGAUUGAGGGGGAGGCGGCGGAGGACGGGGCGGCGGAGGACGGGUGGGCGGGGCGGGUGAGUGUGCAGGAGGCCGGGCGGGGGGAGGUGCUGGGGGAGAGGGAGGAUGGCGAGGGCGGGGUUAGUGUGCUUAUUCCGUAUUUUGGGAUUAUCAAGAUUGCGCGUGAGGGGGUCAGUAAGGAGAUUCCGAAACCGCAUGCUCCUGCGACGGUGGUGGGGAGGUCGAGUACGGCUAGCACGGAGACGCUCGGUGCUGGGUUCCAGAUGCGGCACUCUGGGCUUCCUAGGCCUAGUGGAAUGUCGGACGCCGAGGUCAUGGCACAGGUCGAUGUUGGGUAUGGCAAUGUCGAAACACGUUCGUUGCUGGCACAAGGAGUACCAGAUUCCUAUGCAAGGAGUCAGGGCGAGCUUCCGAACGUUGCGCCGCAACAGCUGCAGAACGGCUUUUCCGAUCCGCUCUUGCAACAAGGAGAGUACCCCGGGCUGACCGCGGGCGGAGAAGACUGGGCGUUCCAGGGCGUCGACAUGGCCUUCUUUGAUAGCCUGAUGCGGAGCACCGGGAAUGAGGGGGGUGAGGAUGCGGAGUGGACGACGUGGCAGAAGUGAUAAAAUUAGAGUCUGGUGUAUGUACAUAAGCUUGGGCCCACAGAUAUAUCACUGCUUCGGCUCCAU